Molecule: messenger RNA, 396 nt
Organism: Zingiber officinale
Lineage: Eukaryota; Viridiplantae; Streptophyta; Magnoliopsida; Zingiberales; Zingiberaceae
Exons: 3
Coding region: 1-396 (131 amino acids)
Source: RefSeq, a predicted model, not a curated record
AUGUGGGCCCUACGUACCACACCCAAGGAGGCGAUCGACGUCACACCAUUUCAACUGGUGUACAACGGUGAAGCGGUGGUCCCCGUGGAGGUUGGAGUAGAAUCUGACCGGGUCCAUCUCUACGAUGAGGAGAACGACGAGCGGAGGCGCAUGGAACUCGAUUUGGUGGAUGAGCAUAUGAAGCAGAGCUACAACCGAAGGGUGAUCCUAAGAUCUUUCCAAGUCGGCGACCUGGUCUGGAAGAGAAUCAAGCCGGUCGACGACAUCAACAAGCUCGAGGCACCAUGGGUGGAACCUUACAAGGUCGUACAAAAACUCUGCUCGAGAGCUUACUAUCUGGAGGACGAAAAUGGAAGGACAAAUAUUAAUAAAAGCACAAGUAUCACAGAAUCUUAA